AGAUGUCUUAGGAGACGUGGCUGGAAAUCUCAAAUAAGCCGUAUAAGCCUUCCAACCCAGAAUCCCAGAUGACACCCCCAAAUUACAUCUUCUUCUUACCGCCAGUUAGCCGGUUCUUCCCGCCUUUUCUACAUGUUUUGUCCUUCUCGAUCAAUUGACUCGAUCAUUUGGAAGAGUGAAGAGUGACAUUGAAUAACCCAAAAUCGGCUCCUCAACUUUUCACGAUUCAAAAGUUACAAUGGAUAAAACCUGGGUAAAGCUGAAUAGGUGUAGCACUGAAUAUCUUGUUGGUAUGCAUAAUUUUGUUCAACACUCAUUGCGCGUUGCUGGACGAGAUGGGCUGAUCAAGUGUCCAUGUCGACUUUGUUGCAACCGGGAUUCAUUUAGUCCUGCUACGGUGAAGGAGCACUUGAAGGUGGAUGGUAUGGAUCCUGUUUAUGAGGAUAUGUUGUGGGUUGAUCAUGGUGAGGCUCUACCAGAGCCUGUAUUCGUUGAUGAGAUGGAACAAGAAUAUGAGGUCCAAGAUGAACCUUUAGACAUGCUUCAUAUGUUGACUGAUGUAUUUGCCACCAACAGUCCUUGUCAUUCACCGUAUGUUGGUGAGGACGGUUCACACACUAAUGUGAGACCAUCAGAUGCAGAGAGAUUUUACAAUUUGAUUGAAGAGGCUAACAUCAGUUUGUACCCAGGUUGUACUAAAAUGGGCAAAACUGGAAUUCCUUGUCCGCUUGUACCAGAUCAAGUGCAUUACAGGGUCGUCGGAUAAGUCUUUGUCCCUCAACUUAAAGUUGAUUAAAAGCAUACUUCCAGAUGGUGAGACAUUACCUUGUAGUUUGUAUCAAACAAAGAAGUUAAUCACUGGUCUUGGUUUAACUUAUCAGAAGAUUGAUGCGUGUCCAAAUGACUGCAUUCUCUACUGGAAAGAUACGGCGAAUCUUGAGUAUUGUCCCUCAUGUGGAGAAAGCAGGUAUCUAGUAGAUACAAUUGAUGACAAUAACCAGACUAGGAAAGUUUCAGCCAAAAUAUUGAGGUACUUCCCAAUUAUACCACGUCUUCAGCGCCUUUAUAUGUCGAGGGUAACAUCUAAGUUUAUGUCGUGGCAUGGCACUGAAAGACCAAAAGAUGGGUUAAUGAGACACCCAGCAGAUUCUCCCGCUUGGAAAGAGCUGGACAGAUUACAUCCCUCUUUCGCAAGAGAUAUGCGUAAUGUUCGCUUGGGUUUAGCAAGCGAUGGUUUCAAUCCUUUCGGGCAGAUGAGCUUGUCCCAUAGCACUUGGCCGGUUGUGAUAGCCAUUUACAAUCUCCCUCCUUGGUUGUGCAUGAAGAAGCCAUACAUGCUGUUGUCACUUAUAAUUCCAGGUCCAAAGGCUCCCGGCAAUGACAUUGAUGUGUAUUUGGCUCCUUUGAUUGAUGAACUCAAAUCUUUAUGGGAAGUUGGCAUAGAAACGUAUGAUGUGCAUGCAAAAGAAAGUUUCACCAUGAGAGCAGCACUUUUGUGGACAAUAAAUGAUUUUCCGGCAUAUGCUAAUCUAUCAGGUUGGAGCACAAAGGGAUACAAGGCUUGCCCAAAUUGUGGUGAUGACUCUAGCUCAUUUCGGUUAAAGCACAGUCAAAAGAUAUGCUACAUGGGACAUCGUCGUUUCCUUCCAAUCAACCAUCGGUGGCGAACUCAACGACGACCUUUUAAUGGAAAAGAGGAACACAGAACUGCUCCUAUUCCACUUUCAGUUCACGAAUCCCUCAUCCAAUUGUCUAGCUUGCAAUUCAAGUUUGGUAAAGGGACUAACGUUCGAUCGGCUCGAAAGAAGAAAGGGACACCAGCUGCCUAUUCUGGACAAUGGAAAAAAAAGAGUAUCUUUUACCAGUUGCCAUAUUGGAAAGAUUUGCUUCUCCGUCACAAUUUAGACGUGAUGCAUAUAGAAAAAAAUGUUUGUGAGAGCAUUGUUGGAACACUAUUAGGGAUUGAUGGAAAAAAUAAAGAUACUAUCAAAGCACGUGCAGAUUUGGAGGAACUGAACAUCUGGCCUAACCUACACCCUGAGCGCCGAGGUUCUAAAACAUAUCUGCCCCCUACCCUUUUUACAUUGGCCAAUCCAGAGAAGACUAUGAUGUGUGAGGUUUUACAUUCAGUUAGGGCCCCUGAUGGCCACUCCUCUAAUCUAUCUAAUUGUGUGCAAGUGAAGGAAAUGAAAUUUCGUUGGCAUGAAGAGCCAUGAUUAUCAUGUCAUAAUGCAGCAUUUGUUGGUGAUAGCUAUUCGCCAGGUUCUUCCAAAACAAGUGUGCAUGGUAUUGUUGGAGUUGAGUUCAUAUUUUCGUCAUCUAUAUGCAAACAAUCAAACAAGUGAGGAAUUUUCACAGUUGAAACCACGCAUUGUCCUUACCCUUUGCCAAAUGGAGAAAAUAUUUCCACCAUCUUUCUUCGAUGUGAUGGUACAUUUGACUGUCCACUUGGCAGAAGAAGCCGCACUUGCUGGACCUGUCCACUAUCGAUCAAUGUGGCCGUUUGAGAGGUAUUUGGGAGAUCUAAAGGACCAUGUCCGUAAUAAAAGUCGACCUGAAGGCUCAAUUGCAGAAGGAUACAUAGCCCAAGAGUGCUUAUCUUUUUGUUCCAUGUACCUAGAAGAUGUUGACACUCGUCUCACUCGCCCCGGUCGAAAUGCUGAUGGUAAUUUUCGUGACUUUCCUGGUGGCUUUCCAAUAUUUCUGAACAUCGGCCAUCCACUUAAAAGUAACGGAAAAUUAGUAAACAUGGAUUAUAAGGAAUGGGAGCGCUUGAACAAGUAUGUGCUGCUUAAUUGCCCUGAGGUGAAGCCCUACUUAAGUAAAUUUGUCCGAAAUGCCCGAAGAAGGAAAGGAAAACGAACACUCUAUCAGUGUGACCAAGCAUCUCACAACAAUUUUCCAGCUUGGUUCAAGCAACAUGUUAUGCAGCUGAACAUGGUGCCAGAUAACAAUGUGCAUGAGGAUUUAUAUGCUUUGGCUAGGGGUCCAAACCCCUGGUGUACGAAGCACAAAAAUUUUGUCAUCAAUGGUUUUAGAUUCCGGAUACACCGGAUUGACAAGAAAAAGAAAAACCAGAACAGUGGUGUUUUUGUACGAUCAACAAGAAUCAGCUACUCUUCUAGGCAUGACAAUAAUCCGAAUGAUGGAAUCCAAGACUAUUAUGGAAUCGUAAAGGAUAUCAUUGAGCUGGAUUAUGAAAAUGAUAGAAAGAUCGUAUUGUUUGAUUGUGAUUGGGUUAACAGCGAAGGAAACUCUGCAGGAUUGAAGAUUGACCUGUAUGGAUUUAUAUUGGUUAACUUCAAUAAACUUCUACAGGGUGGUGACACACUCAUACUUGCAUCUCAAGCAGAACAAGUAUUUUAUGUUCAGGAUCCCAUUGAAAUUGAAUGGCAUGUAGCAAAUAGAACCAAACCUCGUGAUCUAUAUGAUCUUGUGGAGGUUGUCCAUGAUGAGCCAUGUGCACCCCAAAACAUGGAUGAUGCAAGUUUGGAUGUGUAUGAGGAGGUCGUACGAACUGAUGUAGAUGGAAUUAUACCUCAGCGGAGAGGGAUCUUUGAUGAAGCAGUUGAGCACAAUGAAGAGGAUGUGGCCGACAGUAACUUAGAUGGGUAAUGAUGGAAUUGAAUACAGCAGCACUGCAAUCUAAGGAUACUUGUGACAAGGAAUUUAAGUUUAGUGAACUGAAAGCUCUUGGGAUGCACAAGUUUGUGCGUUUUGUUGCGUAUGCAAUAAUGGGUGGAUAGUCUUCACAGUUGUUGUGAGCCACUUUAUUGUUAAUAGGCAGCAGCAUUAUUAUCAUAAG
Messenger RNA from Rosa rugosa (rugosa rose), 3805 nucleotides. RefSeq lists its product as uncharacterized. The transcript is spliced from 6 exons. The record is from RefSeq and is a predicted model, not a curated record. NCBI's taxonomy places the organism in Eukaryota, Viridiplantae, Streptophyta, Magnoliopsida, Rosales, Rosaceae. Bases 2203 to 3615 code for a protein of 470 amino acids.